This is a messenger RNA of Heterostelium album PN500, 246 nucleotides long. RefSeq lists its product as uncharacterized. Lineage: Eukaryota; Evosea; Eumycetozoa; Acytosteliales; Acytosteliaceae. Bases 1 to 246 code for a protein of 81 amino acids. The transcript has 2 exons. The record is from RefSeq and is a predicted model, not a curated record.
AUGGAGUUUGAAUAUUUAUAUUUCACUGUAAUAAUAACUACAUACAAAAUAGAAUUAAUUAUAUUUGGACAUCGAUUAAAAGAUUAUCAUAUCAAUACACAUCUAGGUGACAGAGUAUCAGAGAUAUCCAAUCAUUUCGAGAAACUUCAUCAAUUCCUCAUUGUUGAAGAACAUAGAUUGAAGAAACCACUUACCAUCGAUCAAGAUAUCGUUAAAGAUAACUCUAAUAAUGUAAUAGAUAGAUGA